Messenger RNA from Rhizophagus irregularis DAOM 181602=DAOM 197198, 531 nucleotides. The record is from RefSeq and is a predicted model, not a curated record. Lineage: Eukaryota; Fungi; Glomeromycota; Glomeromycetes; Glomerales; Glomeraceae.
AUGAUCGGUGAAUAUUCUUGCCCAUUUCUCUGCAAUACCGGAAAGGCUUGUGUAAAUCCUAGUACUAGGCCUGAAGGAUGUCGCUUCCAUUGGAAGGCUAAAAAACGUAUACCUUGUUCCGAUUGUGGUAAACCUACUGCUUCAGCUUGUGGACGAUGCCCAUUACAUAUCAGAGGGUACUAUGUUACCCAACACUAUAAUAGACUUCGAUCAGAGUUACAAGAAAGACUUCGAUCAGAGAUACGAGAAAGAACUUUUGAGGAAUUAAUGGUUACUCAUAGAGAUGCGCUUGCAAAGCUUAAUAUUACUCUCUGCAGGGAAUGCUUCCAUCCGAUAAAAUUAGAAGAAGGAGAAUAUUGUGAUACAGAUAAAGAGAACCAAACACCUAAAAAGCGAAAUGAAGUAUUCAAAGCUAAAGAAGAAAGAGAAAGAGAAGUUAUCGUAACUAAAGGGGAGGGUAAAAGAUCAAAAAUUAUGUUCGAUGAAGGAAAGGAGGAUGAGAGUAGAACAUAUUUAGCCGAAUUAACUUGA